UUUUCAUUUCCUCAUGGGGAAAAGCAGCACAGUAUAGAAAAAAGGCAGACACAACAUACUGAACCUCUGUCACUAUGGGGAACUGGGCUGUCAACGAGGGGCUCUCCAUCUUUGUCAUUCUGGUGUGGCUGGGGAUGAACGUCUUCCUCUUUGUCUGGUACUACAGGGUUUAUGACAAUGGAGAAAAGUACUAUUACACUCGAAAACUUCUUGGGUCGGCUUUGGCCUUGGCCAGGGCCCCUGCAGCCUGCCUGAAUUUCAACUGCAUGCUGAUCCUGCUGCCUGUCUGCAGAAAUCUGCUCUCCUUCCUCAGGGGUUCCAGUGCGUGCUGCUCAACAAGAAUUCGAAGACAACUGGACAGAAACCUCACCUUUCAUAAAAUGGUGGCGUGGAUGAUAGCACUUCACACUGCAAUCCAUACCAUUGCACAUCUGUUCAACGUGGAGUGGUGUGUGAAUGCCCGAGUCAAUAACUCCGACCCUUAUUCAAUAGCUCUCUCUGAAAUUGGAGACAAAGAGGGUGAAAAUUAUCUCAAUUUUGCUCGAGAAAAAAUUAAGAACCCUGAAGGAGGCCUGUAUGUGGCUGUGACUCGCUUGGCAGGCAUCACUGGAAUUGUUAUAACACUGUGUCUUAUCUUAAUUAUCACCUCCUCUACCAAAACCAUCCGGAGAUCUUACUUUGAAGUGUUUUGGUAUACACACCAUCUCUUUGUGAUCUUCUUCAUUGGUCUUGCCAUCCACGGAGCUGAACGGAUUGUACGUGGAGAGACUGACAAGAGUUUGAAUUACACUGGGAAAAAUUCAUGUAAAGACAAUAUCACACAGUGGGGAAAACCAGGCUGCCCAGUUCCGGACUUCGCUGGGAAUCCUCCUAUGACUUGGAAAUGGAUAGUGGGUCCCAUGUUCCUGUAUCUCUGUGAGCGGUUGGUCCGGUUUUGGCGAUCUCAGCAGAAGGUUGUCAUCACCAAGGUGGUCACUCACCCUUUCAAAACUAUCGAGCUACAGAUGAAGAAGAAGGGAUUCAAGAUGGAGGUGGGUCAGUACAUUUUUGUCAAGUGCCCCAAGGUGUCCAAGCUGGAGUGGCAUCCUUUCACACUGACCUCUGCCCCUGAGGAAGACUUCUUUAGCAUCCACAUCCGCAUUGUUGGGGACUGGACAGAGGGACUAUUCAAUGCUUGUGGCUGUGAUAAGCAGGAGUUUCAAGAUGCCUGGAAACUACCUAAGAUAGCCGUUGAUGGACCCUUCGGUACAGCCAGUGAAGACGUGUUCAGCUACGAGGUGGUGAUGUUGGUGGGAGCAGGGAUUGGGGUCACGCCCUUCGCAUCCAUUCUCAAGUCGGUCUGGUACAAAUACUGCAAUAAUGCCACCAAUCUGAGGCUCAAAAAGAUCUACUUCUACUGGCUGUGCCGGGAUACGCAUGCCUUUGAGUGGUUUGCAGACCUGCUGCAGCUGCUGGAGUCCCAGAUGCAGGAGAGGAACAAUGCUGAUUUCCUCAGCUACAACAUCUACCUCACUGGCUGGGAUGAGUCUCAGGCCAAUCACUUUGCUGUGCACCAUGAUGAGGAGAAAGAUGUGAUUACAGGCUUGAAGCAAAAGACUUUGUAUGGACGGCCCAACUGGGAUAAUGAGUUCAAGACAAUUGCGAGUCAACAUCCUAAUACCAGAAUAGGCGUGUUCCUCUGUGGUCCUGAAGCCUUGGCUGAAACCCUCAACAAACAGUGCAUCUCCAACUCUGACUCUGGCCCUCGGGGAGUGCAUUUCAUUUUCAACAAGGAAAACUUCUAACUCUUCCAUGAGGAAACAAAUAUAGGUUAUUCUGUAUCAAAUGCCCAAAUAAUGUUGGUUGGAUGUAAGCUCCCUCCUCUUAAAAAAAAAAAAAAAAAAAAAAAAAGGAGGAAAAGAAACUAUAAUGUAAUGGAUUCCAUGAAAGGAAUAUCAAUGCUUGUUUUCGAGUGAGAAGUUACAUUUUUAUGGCGCUUUAGGGUUUGCAAACUACUUUUACAAACAUUAUUUCAUCUCUUUCUUCCCAUAUUGUCAGAAGGAGGUGGGACAAUGAUACCUGACUCAUUUUUAGGCUAAAACAAUGGGGCCUUGAAAGGGUUCAAUAGGUUCCUUAGGAUUAUGGACCAGGGGAGCCAGCGAAGAGUGCCUUUUCUCCUCAUCCAUCUGCAGAGACUGGGUCUAGGCCAUCUGACUACAAAUUUGGUAACCUUCCCACAACACCAGGCUGCCUCAAAAAUCAGUUUUUAUACUCUUCCAAAGAAACAGAAAACCAAUCCUUUCCCUUUUGUGUCAUCUUUUAAAAAAAUCAAUAUUGCCAUAUUGAAAAUUUUCCAGUUAGCUGGGGAAUGAGAUAUGCUGAGAGUGAUUUAACACUUCCUAGUGACAGUUUUGACAUGUCAGCAUAUUCCAGUUUCCAACACAGCAGCCUAAUUGAGUCAGAGAUUCAACCUACAAAUGAAUAUUGCAGAGAUUGAAGUUAAUCAACUAGUUAGCAUUUGCCAUGGUGCUUGGCAGAGAGUGGAUACUCAAGAAGAGUUUGUUGAAUGAAUAAAUGAAUGAAAAAACAUUCAGAACCGGGUAAUGUCAGAGUAGAACUAAUAGAAGGACUUACACAGAAUUCCCUAAGGAAAUAACUUUUGUUACUCUUAUGGAGCAAAGGAUGCUGGUUCUCCUGAGGGUAGAGAACAGACUAAGGAUACUAACCAGUAAAUGGCCUGGAGAGUUCCUUAGGCUACUAUUUGAAGCAAGGAAUGAGAAAUGGAGGCAGAGAACUGGUCUCUUGCCUUUACUCAACCUGGCUUCUCUAGUUCUGGUUCCUAUCCUAUGAAAGAAGAGCACACUGAUUUACUGAUAGCAAUAUUCUCCUCCAGUCAAUCUUCGUGAAUUUCAAACUUGAAAUUUGUGACAAAUAUGUAUUUAAUAAUGUGCAUCUAGCUUAAAUACAUUCCACUCCUUGUUUUACUUUUACACACACACACACACACACACACACCCAAGUGGAUCUUAUGUGUGUGACUAAUGGUUUAUUUUUAUUGUAUCAUCAUCAUCUCCUCCUCCCCCUCCUUCUCCUCCUCCUCCUCCUCCUCUUCUUCUUUCUUUUCCUCUUCCUAAAAUGUACAUCCUACAAACUAAAAUCCCCAGUUAACUGUGUUGAUAUUGAAUUCACAUCCAAUAGAAUGUUCUGGAUAUCCAUGAGUUCAAGAAAGAGGAUCUAAAUCACUGUUAGUAAGACCAGAGCCUUUUUAAAGAACUGCUCCCAUUUCUGGGAACUAAAAACUGCUUUAUUUACCCCCACUUCCUGAGGCUGCAGAUAUUUAGAACUAUAUAGCUUUGGUAAUGAGGAAGAAAGAGAAGAAAGCAGGGGGAGGGGAAAAUAAAUUCCUUAAGGGUAAGGAAGAGAACAGGUGAAUGAGAAAAACAAAAAACAAAUCAAAACAACAACAACAACAAACAAAAAACAAAACAAAAAACAGAAGGGGCAGCUGAUUUCACAUUGGUCACUUCUUACACCAGAUUUCUUUUCUUUUCUUUCUUUUGGUACUGGGGAUUGAACCCAGGGGUGCUCUAUCACUGAGCUACAUUCCCAGUUCUUAUUUUUUAUUUUGAGACAGGGUUUUGCUAAGUUGCUGAGGCUGGCCUCAAACUUGAGAUCCUCCUUCCUCAGCCUCCCAAGUCCCUGGAAUUACAGGCCUGCACCACCAUAGCCAACUACUCCAGAUUUCUUAAUUUUGCAUAUAAUGAAUAUAAUGAAGGAGGCAUACAUAGAUUUAUCUUAUGUUGAUUACAUAUGAUAUUGAAUCUUUUAAACUCUGGUCACAAAUUUUGAUGCCAAGUGGGCAUAUUCAGGAGACUGGAAUGAACUAAGUAAGAAAGUUGUUUGUUGUAGUGCUACUGUUCCUUUGGUCCCCCAGGAUUUCAGGGCAUUGAGGGCCAGUUGUGAUAAAUAAGGCCUUCCUGGAUGUGUGAAUGUUGCCUCUAAGAAGUGUACAGAAGGUUUCCACUGGAAGAAAGUUCGAUUCAGCAGCCUAGGUAUAAGUUCAACACAUUUAUUGUACUAUUACUAUGGCUCUGAUACUGUGUGCAUAGUUGCAGUGCUUUCAAACCAAAGUGUGAGCAGGAAGAGAAACCUCAGUUUUAAGGGCACUGCGCAUACUGGUUCCUUCUAACUUAGAUGUCAGAAGUAAAACCAGCUCCAGUCAUUGCUCUGAGAAUAUUUCUCUGGAGUUUUCUACCUUUGACAACAACACAGUUAGCAAAAUAGAUCUUCCCUGUGUUAUUCUGGUUAUGAGAUGAAAAAUGAAUGUAAAAGUGCUUAUCAUUAUAAGAGCUUCCUUCUCUAUUCUUCUCCCAAGUUCCCAGCCAUCAGUGAUCAGCUUGCCAGUACAGCUUUUUUUAGUGUUUAGUAUUUAGCAUUAAGUAACACAUGCUGAGAGAAUAAUGAAGCAUUGUUUUUAAUCUCAAGGUUAUGAAGGCUUUUCUUAAUUCUGCUUUUGCAAUAUUGUGUUUAUGAAAUUUGAAUUCUUGCAGGCAUUGCAUGUGAAUAGAUUUUUUUUGGAGAGAGGAUCUGGGAGAUAGUUUCCAGGAUGAACUAUUAAAACUGUUGUUAACCAUUAAAAAUAAUGAGCUCUC
Messenger RNA from Ictidomys tridecemlineatus (thirteen-lined ground squirrel), 4631 nucleotides. RefSeq names its product cytochrome b-245 beta chain (gene Cybb). Gene Ontology annotation, cellular component: plasma membrane; NADPH oxidase complex. Lineage: Eukaryota; Metazoa; Chordata; Mammalia; Rodentia; Sciuridae. Gene Ontology annotation, molecular function: superoxide-generating NAD(P)H oxidase activity. Gene Ontology annotation, biological process: defense response; superoxide anion generation. The record is from RefSeq and is a predicted model, not a curated record.